AUGUUGGAGCAGGGAUCCAGGAUCACUCAAUAAGGGCAGCCUGAGCCUCAAGCUGGAUGCCUGAGAGUGGUAAUCCAGGAACUCAUGCAGCCAGAAUCUGGGGCCAAUGGAACAGUCAUUGCUGAGUUCAUCCUGCUGGGCUUGCUGGAGGCGCCAGGGCUGCAGCCAGUUGUCUUUGUGCUCUUCCUCUUUGCCUACCUGGUCACGGUCAGGGGCAACCUCAGCAUCCUGGCAGCUGUCUUGGUGGAGCCCAAACUCCACACCCCCAUGUACUUCUUCCUGGGGAACCUAUCAGUGCUGGAUGUUGGGUGCAUCAGCGUCACUGUUCCAUCAAUGUUGAGUCGUCUCCUGUCCCGCAAGCGUGCAGUUCCCUGUGGGGCCUGCCUUACCCAGCUCUUCUUCUUCCAUCUGUUCGUUGGAGUGGACUGCUUCCUGCUGACCGCCAUGGCCUAUGACCGAUUCCUGGCCAUCUGCCGGCCCCUCACCUACAGCACCCGCAUGAGUCAGACAGUCCAGAGGAUGUUGGUGGCUGCGUCCUGGGCUUGUGCUUUCACCAACGCACUGACCCACACUGUGGCCAUGUCCACGCUCAACUUCUGUGGCCCCAAUGUGAUCAAUCACUUCUACUGUGACCUCCCACAGCUCUUCCAGCUCUCCUGCUCCAGCACCCAACUCAAUGAGCUGCUGCUUUUUGCUGUGGGUUUUAUAAUGGCAGGUACCCCCAUGGCUCUCAUUGUCAUCUCCUAUAUCCACGUGGCAGCUGCAGUCCUGCGAAUUCGCUCUGUAGAGGGCAGGAAGAAAGCCUUCUCCACAUGUGGCUCCCACCUCACUGUGGUUGCCAUAUUCUAUGGUUCAGGUAUCUUUAACUAUAUGCGACUGGGUUCAACCAAGCUUUCAGACAAGGAUAAAGCUGUUGGAAUUUUCAACACUGUCAUCAAUCCCAUGCUGAACCCAAUCAUCUACAGCUUCAGAAACCCUGAUGUGCAGAGUGCCAUCUGGAGGAUGCUCACAGGGAGGCGGUCACUGGCUUGAGGAGGUCUCAAUUGACCCUUUCUCCCUGUGUCUUGUACUAAAGGAAAAGUCUUCUAGAGCCAGAAACUAGGAAAAAAAUGGUUCACACCUGUUUCUGUUUCAUGGGCAUAAGAAGGACUUUUUGUAGGGAAUAAUAGUUUUCAUUUCUGAAAGCAGCCCUGUCCAAUUAUAAGCAAUGAGUGUAUAGGAUCUGCCAAGCCAGCCCCUUAGACAAAUUCAGCUUCAGGCACCGUGUUCUCUCCUUUCUGGCUAGAGGUGAAACCUAGGAAGCUGUGAGUGCUGACAGGUUCAUGUUCCAGAAGGAAUGACUCUUUGGUUGGUUACAGCCUUAGUUGCCAGAAGUACCCCAGAAAACUCCCCGCCAGAAGUCAUAUUUUUCCCUCAAGUUCAGGUGUGCUUGGUCUGUUUAUAAAACAUAGGUCUAGAGAUUAGGAUUGUUUUAUUUCUCCCAUCAGAACUCUAAAAGCAAAAAUAAAACAAAAAGAAACAAAAACAAAAAAGUAGCUCUUUCUAUUCCCAUUAAACAAGGACCCCAUAGCAUAGACAGGGGACAGAGGGGAAGCUGUAUGAUUAUGUAUUCUCUAGUAAUUCUGGAGCACCUGAUACCUGUGUGCAGCU
Molecule: messenger RNA, 1650 nt
Organism: Homo sapiens (human)
Lineage: Eukaryota; Metazoa; Chordata; Mammalia; Primates; Hominidae
Gene: OR3A1
Product: olfactory receptor family 3 subfamily A member 1
Exons: 2
Coding region: 85-1032 (315 amino acids)
Biological process (GO): G protein-coupled receptor signaling pathway; detection of chemical stimulus involved in sensory perception of smell
Cellular component (GO): plasma membrane; membrane
Molecular function (GO): olfactory receptor activity; G protein-coupled receptor activity
Source: RefSeq, marked validated